AGAGAAAUCCAGAAAUUAAGAGAGAAGAAAAGAGAAAGAGAGAGUGCAAAAGCAAACUCUCUUUCUUGGAUCUCACAAUACAUGUUAGAGUGAUAUUAAACUCUAAUUAUACAUACCCUUUUCUUCUGUAUAUUCAUCAUUAUCUUCCAUUUCCUAAUUAGUGGUUAUAUCUUAGACCACAGGUUUUUCUCUUAAAGAUCCUUUCUCCUUCAUCUUCUGUAAGAAUAUGAAUUGGUCUCGAGCAUUUUCAUCACCGGAACUAGUACCACCUUCGACAAAUUAUAACGAAAAUCCAGAAGAAUGUAGUUUAGAAGGUGUUUCAACGAAUGUUAAGCUACUACUAAAACUAAUCCAAGAUCAUAAUGAGGCAAGCACAAAAGACAGUGACGAACGCAUGCUGCUAAGAGUGGCCGGAAUGAUAACAAUCGUUGAUGAUGUUAAAUCCCGGAUUGAAAAUUUUCAAUCUUCUGGAAAGAAAAAGGAGCUUAGGCGGUGCUACACAGAUGUUAAGCAUAAUGCUCCAAAGGACAAAAAGUCACAAGAUCCAGAAACUGAUGAGAAAGAAAGGUUAAGAAAAGAACUCAAUGCAAGCUUGGCAGCACAAAAGAACCUUGAAGUAAUGUGUUCAAGUUUGGGAAAGGAGAAGGAUAUUAUUGCAUCAGAGCUUGCAAGAAAGGUCCAAGAAUUGAAUGGCAUGGAGGAACUUACUAAUGAUCUUAAAGCGCAAAAUGAGAUUUUGUUAGGCAAAUUGCAAACUUGCAAAGAAGAACACAAAGAGAAGAAGUCUGGUGGGAUGGAGGCUCAAGGGAAUGCAUCUCUUCUAGAGCGAAACAAGACGCUUGCAGAGAAAUUACUCAAGUCACUUGAUGCGUAUCGAUCCUUAAAGAGAAAGUUUAAAGAUACAAAAGAGGAAAACAUUGCUAUUCUUGCAGCAAUGGAAGAAAUGAGGAUGGAAGUUAAAGCUGGCCUUGAUAGAAUAUGCAGCUUGAAGCAACGAAUGGCCGCCUCAAAGAAUAAACAACCAGUGGAUGAUGUUGAAGAGGAGAUUUCAGCAUUAGAGCACUUGUUUGAGGGCAUUAAUAUGAAAAUAACAAAGUACAGUCACAAUAAGAAGAGUGAUUGUGUCAAACCGAAAGCUGGGAUCAAUGCCAGUAACCCUUCUGUUCUAGCAUGAGAAGAAAGGGUAUUAUUAUCAGCUAUAAAAACCAGGCAUGACUGGUUUGGUUUUUUUUUUUUUUUCUUUUUCCCUUUUCUCUUUAAGUCUUCGAGACAGGGAAAAAACACACUAGUAUUUACCUUGGAAUUAUAGAAAAUAAGAAGGAAGCAACUGUAAGGUGUCAAAGGAGACUCAUGGCACAUUGUUGUUAAUGUGCAAUCGACUAAUUCAGGUUUCUAGAUUAAGUUCACUGUAUACCUGAUAUAGUUCCCUAGAAAGUUGUAUAAUUCCAAAAUUUUCUUCUCUUUUUCCCCGUCUUCUUGAAGGGAAAUUAACAAAGCCCUUGUUAAUUCUUAUAGAUGGGCACCUGAUAUUG
This is a messenger RNA of Quercus lobata, 1532 nucleotides long. Its product is annotated as myosin heavy chain-like protein. NCBI's taxonomy places the organism in Eukaryota, Viridiplantae, Streptophyta, Magnoliopsida, Fagales, Fagaceae. The transcript is spliced from 2 exons. Bases 227 to 1174 code for a protein of 315 amino acids. The record is from RefSeq and is a predicted model, not a curated record.